This is a messenger RNA of Glarea lozoyensis ATCC 20868, 21579 nucleotides long. Its product is annotated as Acetyl-CoA synthetase-like protein. Gene Ontology annotation, cellular component: cytoplasm. Lineage: Eukaryota; Fungi; Ascomycota; Leotiomycetes; Helotiales; Helotiaceae. The transcript has 3 exons. Gene Ontology annotation, molecular function: catalytic activity; phosphopantetheine binding. Gene Ontology annotation, biological process: secondary metabolite biosynthetic process; amino acid activation for nonribosomal peptide biosynthetic process. The coding region runs from base 1 to 21579 and encodes 7192 amino acids. The record is from RefSeq and is a predicted model, not a curated record.
AUGACUCCAUCAAGAAGCUUGGAAAACGGGGAGAAGCAGAUGAACUGGAAUGAAUCACCUCAGACUGCGAGUCCGAAGAAUGUACUUCGUGAUUCUAACAGCAACGGCAAUUAUGUCAAUGGACAUGGCACGAAUAUCAACGGCGAUGGUAGUGAUGGCGUUGGAAAUGGCAUUAAUGCCAAUGGAAGUGCGACAAAAAUAAAUGGAAAUGGCACGUAUACUAAUGGAAAUGGGGCUCAUACUAACGGGAAUGGUGUUCAUACUAAUGGCCAUGGAAUCUCGCUCGAAUCUCAAACGUCUGAUUCGAAGGUCCAUUCAACAAGCAAAUUCAAGGAGGAGUUCAGGGCCAUCUGCGCGAAAGUCCUCAAAAUCGAUAUUGAGGAGUUAGACGAUACUUGCUCUUUUGUUUCUUUGGGAGGCGAUUCUAUAUCGGCUAUCAAGCUUGUAACGGAAUGCGAGGUGAGGGGCAUAGAGUUGAAGACUGUUGAUGUUAUUAGUACACAUACGAUUUCGGGGCUGUUCGCUACAGCAAAUUUUCGGCCCUUCGGAAAACAUAGCAACGGCAAAACUGGUAUCAGCUACAGCCGUAAUCAGGAGGACGAUGACCCUUCGCCAUUCGCGUUAUGGACCGCUCACCGGGAUUCAGAUUUAAUCGAGAAACGGCAGCGACUGGAGGAGAUCGCGGUGUUAUGCGGUGUUGAAACCGAAGAGAUUGAGGAUGUUUACCCUUGCACACCUUUGCAGGAAGGUUUGAUAGCAAUAACUACGCGGCAGCCAACAGCGUACGUGCAGCGUCGUGUAUGCCGUCUGACGAACGAAAUUGACUUGGAGCGAUUUUGGGCAGCUUGGGAGACGCUAGUUGCAAAUGUGGCCAGUCUACGAACCCGAAUAAUCAUGGGGCCUGGUGGCCAAUCACUGCAGGUGGUAAUCCGCGAAAAGUUGUUAUGGCGGCGAGGAUCGAAUUUGGGAAGAUAUCUAUCGCGGGAUCGUGCUGACGGAAUGAUGCUCGGACAGCCGCUGGCACGGUUUGGUCGGAUACAAGAGGAAACCGGAAGUUUUUUUGUUUGGACAGCACAUCACAGUAUUUUUGACGGGUGGAGCGCAUUAUUACUUUACCGACAACUUUUAGCAAUUUACCAGCAAAGUUACGUUCCUCGUCUGGUACCCUUCUCCCGGUUCCUUCGCUACCUUGCCGAGCAAGAUUCUACAGCUGCAACACGAUACUGGCACAGUCAGCUUCAUGGCGAUACAAUGGCAGAUUGGCCAGCAUUACCCAGUUCAAAUUACCAGCCACAACCGCAACAUGUAUUUCGAAGUAGUAUCAAUCUUCCACACGGGUACAAACCAGGAACGAUUAUGAUAUCUAACCUCCUACGAGCGGCUUGGGCUCUUGUUAUGGCGCAGUAUUCUGGUAACGAUGAUGUAAUAUUUGCUGUUACCGUCUCAGGUAGAAGUGCACCGGUGUCACAAAUAGCAGAUAUUAUUGCCCCUACGAUUACUACUGUUCCUGUCCGAAUACGUAUAGACCGCAGCAUGAGUAUCGCGGAAUUGUUACUGGAGAUCCAGAGCCAAGCGGCAAAGAUGAUUGAACAUGAGCAUACUGGCCUUCAAACGAUUAAAAAGCUGCUUCCUGAAUUCGGUACUGCAUUGGAGCUACGGAAUUUGCUCAUUGUACAGCCUGAAGCCGAGAGUGAUGAUUAUGUUUAUAAGGAGUUCCCUGGGCUCGAAGCUAUACGGGAAGCGAUGGAAGACUUCGACAACUACGGUCUCAAUGUCGAAUGCAUAUUGGGAAGCCAGUCAAUUGAAGUUCUGGUCAACUACGAUGAUCAUGUCAUCAAUACUAUGCAUUUACGGGAUGUUAUGGGACAGUUCACAUAUACAGUCCAAUGCUUGUGCAAUCCAUCGGUCAGCAAACUCUCAGUCAACGAUGUGGCUACGAUCAAGACAUCUGAUCAACAACGAAUCCUUGAAUGGAAUGAGCAUAUUCCUCCGAGCGUGGACAGGUGCAUUCACCAUCUGGUGCAAGAUCAAGUCAAUAUACAACCAGCUAAGCUCGCAGUCGACGCGUGGGACGGAAAAUAUACAUAUGCUGACUUGGCGAGAGAAAGCAUAAGCUUAGCUCACCACCUAGUUGGCCUCGGGUUAGGACCUGAACAACCAGUAGGACUCUGUGGCUCGGUCUUGCCAUUGGGUGUUUCGCAUCCGUUCGCUAGGACAAGUGGCAUUGUUCAAGAGGCUAAAGUUAGGAUCGUUUUGGUUGACGAGUCGCAGCGAACUGAGCUGGCUAAGUUGGCGACAACUCUGAUCGUGGUAGACUCGGAGCUCAUUGCAGCCUUGCCAUCUGAAGCGAAACCCCCUGAGACUGGGGUAACGCCUGAGAAUGUUGCGUGGAUUCUUUUCACAUCCGGAAGCACUGGGACCCCCAAGGGAGUGGUUUUACAACACGCAUCGCUCUGUACCAGUCUGAUAGGCCACGCAAAUACGGUAGGAAUCAACAAAUACACGCGAACCUUUCAAUUUGCCGCUUUCACGUUCGAUGUCAGUCUCUGCGACAUUUUCAGUACUCUCCAAGCCGGAGGAUGUGUCUGCAUGCCGUCUGAAGAUGAGCGCAUGAACUCAUUGGCAGAGGCUGCGAGUCGAAUGGAAGUCAAUUAUGCAGAACUCACUUCCACAGUGACGGAGACUAUAAGUCCAUCCCAGGUACCUUCAUUAGCCACUCUGGCUCUCAGUGGGGAGGCUCUAAAGCCUUCGGUUCUGUCCACUUGGGCAAGACACUCUAGUGUGUUUAACUCAUAUGGCCCGACCGAAUGCUCGAUUGUGGCGUCCAACAGCAAGCGAUUAUCAAAUGUUGAGGAGGCACAAAAUAUCGGAGGACCAAUGAGCUCAAUAUUCUGGGUUGUGCAGGCAGCUAACUUCCAUCAGCUAUGUCCCAUUGGGGCACCUGGUGAGCUCCUUAUCGAAGGUCCACUUCUUGCGAGAGGGUACCUGAAUGAUGAGGUAAAAACGGAAAAAGCAUUCAUUAUCGACCCUGACUUUACUAAGCAGCUGGGGUUGAGUCCUGGACGUCGUAUGUAUCGCACUGGUGAUCUUGUUCGUCAAAAUCAAGAUGGGUCACUUAUGUACUUGGGGCGCUGCGAUAGCACACAAGUCAAGGUUCGUGGACAGAGAGUGGAAGUAAGUGAAAUCGAGUAUCAAAUUUCACGCCAGCUACCCGAGAUUCAAACCGUGGCCGUUGAGAUGUUGCAACGAGGCACGCAGGCCAGCCUUGUGGCGGUGGUAAAUUUUGCCAUGGACUCCAAAUAUGCCGCUCCUGCUGCUUUCGACACAACAACAACAAAAACAGAAACUAUAUUUUCAACCGAUGCGCUCCGUGCAGUCUUCCAGGAUUUGCAGUUGGCGCUCUCUCAGGUGCUUCCUGCCUAUAUGAUUCCCACGUUGUAUGCACCGAUGUCUACUAUACCGAUGAAUGCAUCUGGAAAGCUUGAUCGACGGGUCUUGCGGACAAAACUCGAUUCUAUGUCAUUCGACGAACUACGGGUCUACAUGGCUGAUGACGGACCGAAGGCUGCCCCGUCUACCGACGCAGAAAAGCAGGUCCAGAGUCUGUGGUCAGAGGUGCUAGCUAUCAAUCCACAGGACAUAGCGCUAAGCGACAACUUUUUUCGCAUUGGCGGUGAUUCUAUAGCGGCAAUGCGGAUGGUGGCAUUGAAGGCUUCUCGCCGCUUGCGGCUGACUGUUGCCGACGUCUUUCAGCACCCACAAUUAUCGGAUUUGGCUUUUGUGAUUCAGAGACGACUACAAAUGGUCGAGGAUGGGGUUCAAGAAGAAGACUCGGCUCCGUUUGACUUGUGGGCGAAGUUCAAAGUCGAUGGUCUUGAUAGCACGAAGCGAGCCCAAGAACUUGCAAUUAUCGCUACACGAUGCGACAUCAGAGUGGACGACAUUGAGGACAUCUACCCUUGUACACCUCUCCAAGAAGGCCUUAUUGCGAUUACUACUCAUCAGCCAACAGCGUAUGUGAGCCGUCAAAUCUACAAACUAGCGCCUACUCUAGAUGUCGUUCGAUUUCAAAAAGCGUGGCAAACCUUGGCUCAAGUAACCCCGAUCCUCCGAACUCGCAUUUUAGCAGGAUUAGAUACCAGUGAUGUGUCGCUGCAAGUCGUUGUGCGUGGCAGCAUCACGUGGCAGUACGGCGCAGACUCGGGCACCUUGAGUGACUAUGUUGCCCAAGAUAGAAAGUCUGGUAUGAGACUGGGUCAGCCAUUGGUGCGAUUCGGCCUCGUCCGGAACUCUAGCGAGCAAUUCUUUAUCUGGACCGCCCACCACAGUGUGUACGAUGGCUGGAGCGUGUCUCUGAUGUAUCAGCAUCUGUACGAUAUCUACUUUGAUCAGCGAAUACCAUCCACAAUACCGUAUGCUCGGUUCAUCCGUUAUCUCAUCCGCCAUGAUGACGCCGCAAGUGAAAAGUACUGGCGAAGUCAGCUUCAAGGAGAAGUUGUGUCCAACUGGCCACCGUUACCACGUGCUGACUAUCAACCGAGACCGCAGCAGCGUUAUACAUGCGAUAUCAUCCUGCCGGAUCACACAAUGAACGAUCGGGUAAAUUCGCUUUUACCGAGUGUGCUUCGAGCUGCGUGGGGUGUGACAAUGAGCAAGUAUACGGGACAGGGCGAUGUAGUCUUUGGAGUCACUCUUUUAGGGCGCAAUGCUCCCGUUUCGCAGAUAACGGAAAUGACGGGACCAACAAUCACCACUGUACCAGUAAGAAUCCACUUAGACGGUCCACAACCUCUCACUAUCAACCAAUUCCUCCAAAAUGUACAAAAGCAGGCGGCGGAUAUGAUAAAUUACGAGCACGCGGGUUUGCAAGUAAUCAAAAAGCUUGUUCCAGAGCUCAAUUCAAGUCUGGAGCUACGAAAUCUGCUUGUCAUUCAACCUGCUUCCGAGACAGAUGGCACCGCUUUUCCAGGGCUAGAUCCACUACCUGUCGAUCUAGAAGGUUUCGACAGCUACGGACUCACAAUCGAGUGCUCCAUUUUAUCUGGAUUAGUCAAGGUUGAAGCCCGAUACGACGAAAAUGUUAUCGCUACUCCACAGCUUAAGCGAACAAUCAGAACAUUUGAGCAUGUUGUGAAACAACUACUUGAUGUUCGCAACAGUGUAUAUCGUCUAGAGGAAAUGUCUUGGCUGAGUGACUACGAUGAGGAAGCUAUCGCGAACUGGUCGAAGGCCACCCCUAUUCGCGUCGAAAGGUGCAUACAUGAACUGGUACAGGAGCAGACUAAACUUCGUCCAAAUGCCACAGCUAUCUGUGCUUGGGAUGGCAAUCUCACGUACGCUGAGCUUGAUAUGCAAGCUACAUGGUUAGCCCGAUACCUGACAAGCCUUGGAGCAUGCUCGCAGCGGAUGGUUGGCAUUUGUAUGGAUAAAUCCAAGUGGGCAGGAGUCUCGAUGCUUGCGGUAUUAAAGGCUGGAGCAGUAUUGGUACCUCUGGGUGUUAACCACCCAGAAGCACGUAUCAAGGCGAUGGUCGAUGAUACCGACACACAAAUAAUUUUGGUGGAUGAGAAGCAGCGAGAUCGACUUUCCAUUCAAGGCGUUAGACUGAUCACAGUCGACGCUGAUAUUCUGAAGAAAUUGCCUGUUCUUGCUGAAAAGGAAGAGCUACUAGGUAGCGUCAAUCCCGACGAUGCCGCAUGGGUCAUCUAUACGUCCGGUAGUACUGGCAAGCCGAAGGGAGUAGUAUUACAGCAUGUCGCCCUUUGCAGCAGUAUACAAGCCCACGGUGCUAGAUUUGGAAUGGGAACAAGUACCAGGAUGUUGCAAUUCGCUGCGCAUACUUUUGAUGCCUGUAUCCAAGACUAUUUCACUACAUUGUCUUGGGGCGGCGUAGUUUGCGUCCCAAGCGAGAACGAUCGCAUGAGCGAUCUGACAACCGCUAUGUGCCAAAUGAAAGUCACUUUUGCCACCCUUACCUCCACUGUUGCACGGCUUAUCGACCCUCAUAAAGUGCCCUCGAUGCAAAAAUUAGCUCUGGUGGGCGAACCGGUCAAGGCGGAUGUCGUGAAACAGUGGCUAGGCCACACCAUAGUUCUCAAUGCCUACGGACCUUCAGAAUGCUCUAUUCAUUCCUCUUGUGGAGAACCCCUAGCGGAUUCUACCAAAUCGGCAGUCAUUGGCACAGGAAUGGGCACAAGACUGUGGGUCGUCGAUGUGGAUUAUAACCAACUGUGUCCAAUUGGAGCCCCUGGAGAAUUACUUAUUGAGGGUCCAUUGCUAGCAAGAGAGUACCUCAACGACCCCAGGAAAACGAAAGCUGCCUUUGUUUCGGAUCCCAGAUUUGCUCAGAAGUUUGGUUUAGCACCCGGAACCCGCAUGUAUCGGACAGGAGAUCUUGUUAAGCAAAAUGAGGACUCGUCUAUUACGCAUCUUGGGCGACGUGAUACGCAGAUCAAGAUCCGGGGGCAGCGCGUGGAAGUUGGCGAAAUUGAAUUUCAAAUUGCACAACAUCCUCAAGUUCGGACUGUGGCUGUAGAACUACUCGAGCAAGACAGCAACGGAUCACAAGUAAUCCUCACAGCGGUGAUCGAGUUUACCGAGGAUAGUGAGUAUCGCAAUGGACCAGUGACUUCGUCGGGGUUAUUGACGCUCACUCCUUCGCUGUCGCUUGCAUUUGAAAUGCUACGAGGAGCGUUAUUCCAGGUCUUGCCGUCGUACAUGCUACCGAGCAUGUAUGUUCCAAUUGUAGACAUGCCCAUGAAUGUAAAUGGCAAACUCGAUCGCCGUGCAGUUCGCGACCUUUUGCAAGCUAUGACGCCUGAUGUUCGACAGCAAUACCUAUCAGCUAGCGAUCACAAAGUGGCGCCUUCCACGAGAGAAGAAUGCCUAGUUCAUUCUCUUUGGACUGAAGCAUUGAGCCUUUCCUUUAGCCAGGUGGGUAUCUACGAUAAUUUCUUCCAGAUUGGUGGCGACUCGGUCGUUGCCAUGCGUAUGGUUGCCACAGAAUCGGCUCGCGAGUUACAAUUGACAGUAGCGGAUUUGUUCCAACAUCCACGAUUGAUUGAGCUAGCAGAACUUCUCGCCAAGCGCUCUGUUGACAAAAAAGUAGAGGCAGACCCGGAACCAUUCUCGCUGUGGUUGGAGCCGCAAAUCGGAUCAGAGCAGCAACAAGAAAAACUGACGAUGGUUGCCAAGCAAUGUGGAAUCUCUGUCAACCACGUCGAGGACGUAUACCCAUGCACACCGUUACAAGUAGGUCUUAUGGCCAUCACAGCACGACAGCCAUUAGCAUAUAUCGACCGCCAAGUUUAUAAGCUUGCAGAUACUAUUGAUUUAGAUCGCUUUCAGGCAGCUUGGCGAGCUCUUUCAGACGCAACUCCGAUUCUGCGAACACGCAUUAUCACUAGUGAAGGACCGCAGUCGUUUCUUCAAGUUGUGGUGGGUGGAUGUGACCCGUGGAGGGAUAGUAACGAUCUAGAGGAUUACAUGGCUUCGGAUCGCGACGUGGGCAUUGCCCUUGGUAAACCACUUGUACGAAUGGGCUUGGUUCGAGAGCGAAACAGUGAAGAGCGUUACUUCGUCUGGACAGCUCAUCAUAGUGUGUACGACGGCACAAGCGCUCUUCUCAUGUAUCAACAGCUUGCAAGUAUCUAUUUCCACGGAAGCCUACUACCAACAGCGCCCUUUACACGAUUUAUUCGCUAUCUCGCUCGGAAAGAGGUAAUCGCGGCGGAAAGUGCAGCUUAUUGGGCUGAUCAGCUCCAAGGCGAGGUUAUGGCAAAUUGGCCUCCGCUCCCUCGCAUCGACUACCAGCCAAAGCCACAGCAUGAAAUGACGCAAAUCUUUCGACUUCCUCAGUUUGAGUCUCGGAGUGUUGUGACCAUCUCUAAUGUCAUUCGUGCCGCUUGGGCUCUCGUUAUGGCACAGCGCACCGGUCAUAGUGACGUAGUCUUUGCGGUGACAGUGUCAGGUCGGAAUGCACCUAUUUCUCAAGUCGACAGUAUCAUCGCACCUACCAUCAGUACGGUGCCAGUUCGCGUCCAAAUCGAUUGGACUCAGGACGUAGCUGGAUUUCUUUUCGCUAUCCAAAACCAGGCUGCACAAAUGAUAGAUUACGAGCAUACCGGCUUGAGGGCCAUCAAGGCUCUCGUCCCUGAGCUCGGUCCGACAUUGGACAUUCGAAAUGUUCUGGUAGUGCAAACAGCUGAAGAACGAGGAGCGGCUGAUCAUUUCCCCGGCAUUGAAGCACUUCCACAGGGAAAAGAAAAUUUUGACAGCUAUGGAUUGCUUACUGAGUGUACGCUCGGUACGGACGGCGAAGUGAGAAUCGACUUCCGCUAUGAUGACAAUGUCAUACCUUCUUCAUCGAUCAAAAGAAUCUCCGCGCAAUUUGCACACCUUGUGCAGCAGCUAUGCGGUAAUGCCACAUCCACACUCCACCGGCUGAAUGAGCUUGUUCUUAUCGCUCCUGAAGAUCAAGAACAAAUCAUGAAGUGGAACCCCAUGCUACCACCUCGGGUGGAUAGUUGCAUUCACGAGCUGUUUUAUAAACAAGUGAUGGCCAGACCUCAAGCAGAAGCCGUAUCUGGGUGGGAUGGCGAACUCUCAUACAGCGACCUAGCUGAUGAAUCCAUACGUCUCGCCUAUCAGCUGAUCAGUCUAGGCAUUGGCCCCGAGAUGAAGGUAGGCCUGUGUAUUGACAAAUCGAAAUGGGCUAUCAUUGCGAUUAUGUCCAUUCUUUUUGCCGGCGGAGUUGUUGUUCCCCUUGGCGUUACACAUCCUCUGCCUCGACUUGAUGUUGUUAUUGAAGAUGCUUCUAUCGAUCUGAUCCUCGUCGACCAACAUCAACGGAAGCGCCUUGCCGCUCUCAGUCAAAAUGUAAAAUUAAUCACAGUAAAUGACGCGUUGCUGAGGACCCUACCAGUCCACACAGAGCCUCCUGUGACUGGAGUGGUAUCUCGAAACGCUGCAUGGAUUAUUUACACUUCAGGUAGUACCGGCACUCCCAAGGGCGUUGUGUUAGAACAUGGAGGUUGUUGCACAAGCAUGAGAACACAAGGCAAGAAAAUGAACUUAUCAGCCGAGACACGAGCUUUACAGUUUACACCCUUUACUUUCGAUGUCAGCAUCUCUGACGUGUCUGCGACCCUGAUCUAUGGUGGGUGUAUUUGUGUUAUAUCCGAGAGUGACCGUGUCAACAACCUACCAGGAGCGAUACGGGAGAUGAAAGUCAAUUUUGCUAGUCUCACUCCGACCGUAGCCCAGAUGCUUUCACCCGCUGAAUUGCCAUCAUUGAAGACAUUAGCAUUGACCGGGGAAGCAGUUAAACCAGAAGUUGUCGAGUUAUGGAUGAAUUCAGUGGCACUUUACGAUACAUACGGACCAUCUGAGGGCUCGGUCUGUACAUGCAACGGGCCACUUUCAAGUCCUGAUCAAGCAGACAAUAUUGGAUUUCCGAUGUCUACACUACAUUGGGUGACGCAGCUACACAAUCACAAUCAACUUUGCCCUAUAGGUGCCCCAGGCGAACUUUUGAUCGAAGGGCCGCUGUUGGCUCGUGGCUACCUUAAUCAAGCGAGAACCAAAGAAUCGUUUGUCAAUGAUCCAGCGUUCACCAAGCAACAAACAGGUCUGCCCUCAGCCAGGCACAUAUACCGUACAGGAGAUCUGGUGCGUCAGAAUGAGGACGGUUCUUUUAUAUACCUCGGUCGACGUGAUGAUCAGAUCAAAAUACGAGGCCAGCGUGUAGAAGUUGGCGAGAUCGAAUAUCAGAUUGUUUGUGAAUUACCAGGGACUCAUUCGGCAGCCGUCGCUAUGCUGCAGGAUGGCAAAAACAUAAGUCUGAUUGCAAUUGUAGACUUCAAGAGUGACAGCGAACACUACCCUGGAGAGUUAGAAUCACUUGGAACGCUAGCUCCAACUCCUCAACUAAGAGCCGCUUUCAAUGAGCUUCGCCAGUCGCUGACCAAACUUUUACCGUCCUAUAUGGUGCCUGCAAUCUUUGUGCCAGUGGUGCAGAUGCCUACAAAUAUUUCCGGCAAACUCGAUCGACUUGGCGUACGUGCUCUGCUUCGAGCGAUACCAUCUGAUCACCUAGCACGAUAUAUGAUUGACGAAACCUUGCCAUCGGAGACACCUUCAACGAAGAUGGAGAAGGUCAUUCAGUCUCUAUGGGCUGAAGCUCUAGAUAUUCCGAUGGACAACAUCAGCGCCCAUGACAACUUUUUCCAAAUUGGCGGCGAUUCAGUCACAGCAAUGCGAAUUGUAGCAGCAACAACACGAACCAACCAACUGCAGUUAACGGUUUCGGAUAUCUUCCAAAACCCAAAAUUAUCGGACCUGGCGUCUGUGAUGACUGAGCAUAGAAAAAACCACUUCGACGUCAUGGACGAAGAUCCAGAACCGUUCUCGUUAUGGGAGGCUGUGAUAAGUGACAAUUCGAACGAGCAAAAACGACAAAUUGAAGCCAUUGCACAGCAAUGCAAUGUUUCUGUCGACGAUAUUGAAGAUAUUUAUCCAUGUACGGCACUUCAAGAGGGUCUACUAGCUGUUACAGCUCGUCAAACGUCUGCGUACGUCAGCCGUCAAGCAUAUGUCCUGUCUGAUCAAAUCGAUAUAUCUCGCUUCAAAGAGGCAUGGCGCAAGUUGGUGGCGGGGAUACAUAUAUUACGAACACGUGCUGUUGUUGGACCAGAUUCUUUAUUGCAAGUAGUAGUACGGGAUGAGAUCACCUGGCGACAUGGCUCGAAUCUAGAGGACUACAUCCAGCAGGAUAAAGAGGAAGGUAUAAGACUGGGUCAGCCGCUAUCACGUUACGGUCUUGUUCAACUACCUUCUGGCGAACAGGUUUUUGUUUGGACAGCACAUCACAGUAUAUAUGAUGGCUGGACCAUUCGCUUGAUGUGCCGUCAACUCAUCAGUCUUUACCGACAAGAGGAAGAUAUAUCUACAUCUAUUCCUUAUUCACGUUUCAUCCAAUAUCUCACUCAAAUAAAUAUUGAGGAUAGCAUCGAAUACUGGCGUGAACAGCUCAGGGGAGAAUCAGUAACCGCAAAUUGGCCUUCGCUUCCUCAACCCAAUUACGAGCCCCGACCACGACACUUGCUCAGAAAGCAUAUCUCAUUGCCUCGUACUGAGAACCAAGGUAUCGUGAUGUCAAACAUAUUGCGAGCAGCCUGGGGUUUGGUCAUGAUCCAAUACUCUGGUGAGAACGAUGUAGUUUAUGCAGCUAACCUGUCUGGUCGCAAUGUACCAGUCAGAGACGUGGCUGAAAUUUGUGCUCCAACAAUAACCACGGUACCUAUACGACUCCGCUUGGACCAUACUAGCACGCAGACCGUGGGCGACUUCUUGCAAAAUAUUCAACAGCAAGCUAUUGAGAUGAUCAACCAUGAACACACUGGUCUACAGGUGAUCAAGUCGCUUGCCCCAGAACUAAGCGAUUCCGUGUUGAAGCUUCGAAACCUUCUCGUCAUCCAGCCUGCGGCUGAGAGUGACACACAUCUCGACUUUCCUGGAAUUGAACUUGUCCCAUCGGAUAUCGCGGACUUUGACGCCUAUGGAGUCAACAUUGAGUGCACGUUGGGACAAGAGAUUGCUGUUGAAGCACGCUACGAUGAGAACGUCGUUGAAACCCCUUACAUGAACGGGGUCCUAGAUCAGUUCGUGUACAUUGUUGGACUAUUAUGUGAUCCGUCAAUCUCAAGAUGGAAUGCAACUGUACCUGAGCGUGUCACUAAAUGUAUACACGAGCUCGUGCAAGAGCAGGCACUGGCACGCCCAACGGCUUUGGCAGUUCAAGCCUGGGAUGGAAAGCUCACCUAUGGUGAACUAGACAAUCUAGCUAAUCGACUCGCACACCAACUCGUUUCUUUUGGCAUUGGAUCUCUCCCUGAUCAGAUGGUGGGUGUAUGCAUGGAAAAGUCCUUGUUCGCAGUGGUGGCUAUGCUAGCAGUACUCAAAGCUGGAGGUGUUGUCGUUCCAUUAGGGGUUACUCAUCCCAUAACGCGGCUCGAUACUAUUAUCCAUGACACGGGGAUUACCGUGUUACUUGUGGACGCUAGCCAAGACGAGCGCCUAGCUGAACUAAGUCCUACGCGAAUCUUGGUCAAUUCAGAUCAUCUGUACCAUUACCUACCUGCUCGGACACAACCCCCUAAGACCCCAGUCAACCACAUGGACGCAGCAUGGGUUAUCUACACUUCAGGAACAACGGGCACUCCCAAAGGAGCCGUCUCGGAGCACGGUACUCUGAGCACAAGUAUCAAAGCCCACGGUGCUAGAUAUGGAUUUGGCCAUCAUACACGGAAACUCAAUUACGCAGCCCAUACCUUCGACGGCACAAUCGAAGACUUCUUUACGACUCUUUCGUGGGGCGGAGUAUGCUGCAUACCUUCUGAAGAGGACCGGAUGGACAAAUAUAAAUUGAUGGAGUUCAUGAAUUUGACAAAAGUUAAUUCUGCUGCCAUGACGUAUACCGUUGCCAGUUUGCUCUCUCCAAGGGACCUGCCAACCUUACAUACUCUGGUACUGGGAGGGGAGCCCGCAACAAUUGAUGUCGUAAGUACAUGGAUGACAGAAGUCAACCUGUUCAACUGUUACGGCCCGUCAGAAUGUUCAAUAUUCUCUGCCGCCGCCGGCCCAACCAAGAAUACAAACGAGCUCCAUAAUAUUGGAUUUCCUAUCGGAACGCGCCUGUGGGUAGCUGAUAUCGAGAAUUAUCACAAGCUAGCUCCUAUUGGAGCUCCAGGUGAGCUUCUGAUUGAGGGCCCUCAACUAGCCCGUGGCUAUUUGAAUGAUGAAAGCAAGACUAGCGCUGCCUUUAUCGUUGACCCGGCAUUCACAACACACUUUAAGCUACCACUUGGGACUCGAAUGUAUCGUUCUGGCGAUAUUGUGCGUCAGAAGAACGAUGGUUCAUUAGUCUACGUCGCAAGGCGUGACAUGCAAGUGAAAAUACGCGGUCAGCGAGUCGAGAUAGGAGAAAUCGAGUCCCAAAUUUCGCAGCAUAUCUCGGAGGCUCGUACUAUAGCUGUAGAAUUACUGAAGCUGGGAACGCAAAGCCAGCCAGUCCUGGUUGCCGCCGUGGAAUUUGCGGAUGGAAGUCAGUAUCACACUGGCGAUGUCACGUCUUUUGGUAUGCUUGCACCAACUGAAGCAAUACGGGAAGCCUUCAUCAAGCUCCGGGGAACUUUGUUUCAAGUCCUCCCCGGAUAUAUGGUGCCAUCGGCAUAUCUAACUAUCGCUGAAAUGCCUCGCAAUAUCUCGGGCAAGCUUGAUCGCAAAACUCUGAGGACCAUGCUAGAAGCUAUACCUGCUGACGCAAUCCAACAAUAUCUGGAUGGAGAAGCUAAAACAUUACCGUCAACUCAAGUGGAGCUUCAACUACAAGCUCUUUGGGCCGAAGCUCUAGGCAUAAGCGUGGACGGAGUGGGUGCUCAUGACAACUUCUUCCAGCUCGGAGGCGACUCUGUUGCUGCGAUGCGUAUUGUCGCGAUGAGUCAAGCUCGUGAAAUGGGACUGAGCGUCGCAGAUAUCUUCGCCUACCCUCGUUUGUCCGAGUUAGCGGUAAUUUUGGAUGGACGAAAAAACAGCAAUGAGGUAUUCUACUCGGAUCCGGAACCAUUUGCUCUCUGGCCACGCGCAACGAACAAAGUGUUAGACGAGAAUACGCUGCUGGCAGACAUCGCAUCCAAAUGCAAUGUCACUGUGAACCAGAUUGAAGACAUCUACCCUUGCACGCCGCUCCAAGAAGGUAUGAUAGCGAUUACAGCAAGGCAAUCCGCUGCUUACGUGAGCCGCCAAAUAUACGCACUCGACACAACAGUGAUUGAGCUGGGCAAAUUUCAGAGAGCCUGGCAGGUGCUGGCCAAUGCAACUCCAAUUCUGCGAACUCGACUCGUGAUCACGCAGAACGGUCAGUCGAUGCAAGUGGUACUUCGCGACACAAUCGCAUGGCGACAUAGUACCGACCUUGACGCGUAUGUGAACGAGGACCGUGCCGAGGGAAUCUCCCUUGGCCAGCCGCUGUUGAGGUAUAGUCUCGUCAAGCAAAUCACUGGCGAAUGUUUCUUUGUCUGGACAGCUCAUCACAGUAUCUACGAUGGCUGGACUAUGCGUUCGAUCUGUCAGCGGCUUGUUGAGAUGUACAACAAUAUCGACAAUUCCAGCUACCAAAUGCCUCAAUCCGUACCAUACUCGCGUUUUAUUCAUUAUCUGACUCAAAGUGAUAAGUCGGCCGCGGCAACCUUCUGGCGUCAGCAACUACAUGGCGACAUAAUGGCUGACUGGCCAUCUUUGCCUAGUAUCGAUUACCAGCCAAAGCCACAACAUCGGGACAGGAAGACGAUCAGAGUUGCAGGAUCUACCAGCAAAAAUAUCCUGACUUCUAACAUACUUCGAGCAGCAUGGGCCUUACUUAUGUCGCAAUAUACAGGACAUCCGGACGUUGUAUUUGCAGCCUCUGUCUCUGGCCGCAAUGCCCCCGUCUGGCAAAUAGGUGAAAUUGCUGGUCCAACCCUGACUACGGUACCUGUCAGAGUGCAAGCCAAACCUGGCAUGACGGUGAGACAAUUCAUUCAAGAAGUGCAGGAACAAUCAACAGCUAUGAUUCGUUUCGAGCACACGGGAUUGCAAAAUAUCAAAGCCCUUGUGCCUGAAGCAGCAAUGGCUUUGGAACUACGCAAUGUUCUUGUGGUGCAAAUUGCGGAGGAAAGUGAUCAUCGCAUUGACUUCCCAGGGCUAGAGGCUCUGCCAAUGCCAUUUGAAGAUUUUGAUAGCUUUGGCAUCCAUCUCGAAUGCACGCCAGGAUUGGAUGACAUUGAAGUCGAGGCUCGCUAUGAUGUCAACAUCGUAUCGGCCCCACAUAUGAAGAGAGUCCUCAACCAGUUCGAGUAUGUGGUCCAAAAAUUCCACGACUCGGAAUACAGCGAUUUCUCCUUGCAGAGUAUUCAGCUCAACCCACACGACGAACGCCAAAUAUUGGAAUGGAACGCAACUGUGCCAUCGCACACCGAGCGAUGUGUACAUAAUUUAGUAGACGACCAUGUCGCCGCUCGACCCAUGGCCCCUGCGAUCUGUGGAUGGGAUGGAGAUUUAACUUAUCGGGAGCUCUCGCGAAUAGCCACUUCUCUCGCCUUUCAUCUUCAACAUGAGCUGGGUGUAGGACCGGAGCAAAAGGUUGGCGUGUGUAUGGACAAGUCGAAAUGGGCUGUGGUCGCCAUGCUUGCGGUGAUGUACGCUGGCGGUGUAGUUGUCCCUCUAGGAGUCGCUCACCCUCUGACUCGGAUCAGAGGCAUCUUAAUAGAUUCUGCGUCAAGCGUGGUAUUAGUCGACGCCACACAAAGAGAGAGGCUGGUUGAUUUGCAUACCUCGUUGAUAUGUGUCGAUGCCAAGCUCAUAGCGCGUCUGUCAAGCCAGAACCAAAAGCAGAACCAGACACAAAAGCUGCAAGUAGAGGUGACCCCUGGUAAUCUAGCCUGGGUGGUCUAUACCUCUGGAAGCACGGGGAAGCCUAAAGGAGUUAUGCUGGAGCACAGAGCAUUAAGUACCGCUCUUCAGGCGCAUGGAUCUGCCUUCGGAAUGGAUACUAACACCCGCACGAUUCAGUUUGCGGCUCACACAUUUGACGCUGCUAUACAGGACAUAUUUACAACCUUCUCCAAGGGUGGCUGCGUCUGUAUUCCAUCAGAACAUGAUCGCGUCAACAACCUCACUAAGGCAAUGGCUUCCAUGAAUGUGAACUUCGCAAAUUUUACCUCGACUGUUGCGUCAAUGCUUGUGCCAGAAGAACUUCCGUCCCUGAAGACCAUGAUCCUGGCUGGUGAAGCCGUCACUCCGACUGCAGUGGGACUCUGGUCGCAACACGUUACUAUCUUCAACUCUUACGGUCCUUCCGAGUGUUCAAUUAACUCAUCAUGCAGCAAGCCCGUCAAGGAAGUUAGUCAAGCAUCGAAUGUUGGUUUGCCAUUGUCAUGCUGUUUUUGGGUUACAAAUACUACCGACUACAACUCUCUCUGCCCCAUCGGUGCACCUGGGGAGCUUCUAAUUGAGGGUCCGAUUCAGGCAAGAGGCUAUUUGAAUGACAAAGAGCAAACAAACAAGUCCUUCGUGACAGAUCCUGGCUUCACUAAGAAAUUAGGCCUUUCCGGACGUCGUAUGUAUCGAACUGGCGAUUUAGUGCGACAAAACGCAGAUGGUACACUUACCUAUCUUGGUCGUCAAGAUCUUCAAGUUAAAAUCCGUGGUCAACGAGUAGAAAUUGGCGAGAUUGAAUAUCAAAUCAAGAAAAAGCUACUUGGUGCUCGCACAGUUGCCGUUGAGAAAAUCGAGCAAGGCGGCCACAGUGAGCAGACCCGUCUUGUAACUAUGAUGGACUUCAAGGAUACGAGUGAGCAUUCUCAUAACCCCGACAUUCUUGCUUCUGGGGCAUUAUCGCCGACGCCCAAACUUCAAACCGCGUUCGAAAAGUUACGCCAAUCACUCAGCGAAGUCUUGCCAUCGUACAUGGUUCCGACUUUCUACGUACCUGUGGCUCAAAUGCCGGUCAAUGCCUCGAAUAAACUUGAUCGACGAGCCGUCAAAGCAGUUCUUGCCAGUCUGACACCAGACGCUUUGCAACAAUACCUACCUGGUGGCACAGAUACAAAACAGGCUCCGGACACCGAUUUAGGACGACUGAUUCAAGGCCUUUGGGCUGAUGCACUCGGCAUUAGUACUGAUACUAUCAGCAUGACUGAUAACAUUUUCCACUUAGGUGGAGACUCCGUGACAGCAAUGCGCAUAGUGGCAGCGGCAUACUCUCAUGAACUUCAACUCACUGUCACAGACAUAUUUCAGCACCCUCAGCUUGCUGAUUUAGUAAAUACCCUGAGCAAUCGUUCGCUUGAACGCAACACUGAGAUACAGGAGGAUCCAAUGGCCUUCGAACUUUGGGAGGAGGCAGCUAGCUGUAGUACCGAGGAGCGGAAAAGGCUUUUGACUGAAGUCGCAGCGCAAUGCGGCGUCGCUGUUAGCCAUAUUGAGGACGUCUACCCCUCAACGCCGCUACAGGAAGGGCUCAUGGCUAUUACUGCAAGACAGCCUGCCGCUUACGUUAGUCGUCAAGUGUACACCCUGGCAAAGACAGUGGAUCAACUCAAGUUCAAGAUGGCUUGGCAGGCUUUGUCUAGUGAAGCUCAUAUUCUUCGCACUCGGCUCUUGGUUGCGCCUCACGGCCUUCAAGUUGUGGUCAAUGACAGGAUCGAUUGGCAUCAUGGCACGGAUUUGGAAAACUAUUUGCAAGCUGAUCGCAGAGCCGGUAUGUCUCCUGGGAAGCCAUUAGUGCGGUAUGGCUUGAUUAAACAGCCAUCUGGGGAGACAUUUUUUGUUUGGACUUCUCACCAUUCCUUAUAUGACGGAUGGACUCUCCGCUCGCUUGGUAAACGACUUCUUGAUCUCUACAACGAUGGUAGCCCCCAGUCUUUUGUUCCAUUCUCACGCUUCAUCCGAUAUCUUCAGUUUGGUCGCCCUGGUAAUGAUGAUACCGCAACGUACUGGAGAAACGAACUCGAAGGCGAUAUCGUUACUGACUGGCCAUCCUUACCACGCUCUGACUAUCAACCCCUGCCACGAGACAAUUUUAGUCGUGCUAUCACGCUCCCUGAUAGUCAUCAUUCGGGCAGUGUGGUUAUGUCCAACGUUAUCCGCGCUGCUUGGGCUUUGGUCAUGAGUCAAUACGCAGGCCACAACGACGUGGCUUUUGCUGCGACAGUAUCAGGCCGGAAUGCUCCAGUGUGGCAAAUUGAGGAUAUACCAGCUCCAACUAUCACCACAGUGCCAUUACGGAUAUCUGUAGAUCCGAUGCAAACAGUUGCCGAGUUCCUAGACACAGUCCAACAACAAGCCGUUAGAAUGAUUGACUACGAACACACCGGGCUACAGGGGAUCAAGGCGCUGGCACCAGACCUGGGACCUGCCAUAGACUUGCGCAAUCUGUUGGUAGUCCAGCCAGCUGCUGACAGCGAUAGUAAUGUCCAACUCGACUUUCCAGGGCUUGGUUCUGUAUCAAUGCCCAUUGAGCCUUUCAACAGCUAUGGCCUCACCGUUGAAUGCAAGCUCGCAUCACAUGAGAUCGUGGUAGAUGUUCAUUACGACAAGGAUGUUAUCUCUUCUGCGCAAUUGAAACGUGUUAUAGAUUUCUUUGCUUGUGUAGUUCAGCGGAUUCUCACCCAAUCGCCCAGAUCAUAUCGAAUCCAGGAAAUCGUGGCGAUUGGGGAAGAAGACUUACAACAAGUCUUGGCAUGGAACUCGACUAUUCCGCCCAAUGUGGAUAAAUGUAUCCACGAAAUGGUACAGGCGCAAGUGAAGAAAAGUCCUGCGGCGUUAGCGAUAAGUGCGUGGGAUGGCGACCUUACCUACGAAGAAUUUUUCAAGAGCUCUGCGCGACUUGCACACCACCUUGUUGCUCUUGGAGUGAAUACAGGGAGCAACAUAGGAAUUUGUAUGGAUAAGUCGAAGUGGGGUCCUGUCUCGAUGCUCUCAAUCAUGCAAGCAGGAGCUGCCAUAAUGCCAUUAGGAACAUCGCACCCGCUCGCGCGGAUCGAGACUAUUGUGCGCAACUCCGAAGCAUCUGUCAUCAUUGUCGACGAAAAACAAAGACAACGGCUUGAUCAACUCUACACCGAGACAUCAUUAACUCUAGUGACUGUGGAUUCCAAAUUCUUCAAACAGCUUCCAGCUCAAACUAAAGCUCCUUCGACUGGCGUCCGACCGAGUGAUGCAUCUUGGUUGAUACACACGUCAGGAAGCACAGGAGUUCCCAAGGGUGUGAUCAUUGACCAUGUUACAAUGUCGACAAGUCUCCGGGCACAGGGAUCCUGGCUAGGAUUGAAUCAAAAGUCAAGAUUCCUGCAAUUCUCCAACUACACAUUUGACAAUGUUAUUACCGAUACAUUUGCCACGACAGUAUUUGGAGGAUGUGUUUGCGUCCCAUCAGAGGACGCUCGCAUGAACAACUUACCCGGAUUCAUGGCUACAGCAAAUGUCAACGUCGCCAUGCUCACGUCUACUGUGGCCCGACAAAUCUCACCUUCACAGGUGCCAUCGCUACACACACUAAUACUGACAGGUGAGCCGGUACGCGCGGACGUGGUCAGUACUUGGUUAGGUCAUGCGGAUAUCUACAACGCUUACGGACCUACGGAAGGCUCUAUGAGCACUUGCACCAAGCCGAUGAUGAGAUCCGACCAGGUUUCGAAUAUUGGCUAUCCGUUAGCCACGCGUGCUUGGAUCACGCAGCCAGAUCAUAUUCAGCUUUCCCCUAUUGGAGCACCCGGAGAACUCUUCAUCGAAGGGCCCCUUUUGGCACGAGGCUAUCUCAACAAUCCCGAGAUGACUCGUGAUUCAUUCAUAAUUAAUCCUGAGUUCACCAAGCGUCUAGGCUUAGAGAAUCGCCGAGUAUACCGCACUGGAGAUCUUGUCCGUCAAAAUGAGGAUGGAUCUCUGAUUUAUCUUGGGCGGCGGGAUUUACAAGUAAAAAUUAGAGGCCAGAGAGUUGAGGUUGGUGAAAUCGAACUCCAAAUUAUUAAGCACACGCCAGGAGCGGAAUUGGUAGCUGUGGAGUUGAUACAGCAAAAAGAUACCAAAGAAGAGAAAAGGAAUUUGAUCGCAGCAAUCGAGUUUGCAAAAGAUAGCGAGCAUUGCCACGGCUCGCAAAACACUCCUGGGCCGCAAAUACUGGCACCAACAGAUGCAUUACGCGAUGACUUCGCACGUUUGCGGGGGCUUUUGUACCAGGUUUUACCAUCUUAUAUGAUACCGUCAGCGUUUAUACCCACUACCAAUCUAGAUCGAAAUUUGUCCGGCAAGCUCGAUCGAAAGGGACUGCGCGGGUUAUUAGAAGCUCUGUCAAGUCAACAGCUGCGACAAUAUUCUGCCAGUGGAGGAUCUAAAGUGAACCCAUCUACUACCAUGGAACGACAAUUACAGACACUUUGGGCUGAGGCACUUGGUAUUCCUGCAGAUCAGGUCGGGGCACACGACAACUUCUUUCAAAUUGGUGGUGAUUCUAUGGUUGCAAUGCGUGUUGUUGCUGCAUCUCACUCGAAAGAUCUCAAUCUGAGAGUUAACGAUAUAUUCCAGCAUUCAUGUCUUUCAGAUCUGGCAGUAGUAUUGACCGACCGACUAGCUCACAACUUCAAUGGUGGUCAAGAUGGUCACGCCCCUUUCUCUUUGAUCAAGACGGAUGACAUUGACGACUUUCUUCAACAAAUAGCAAGUUCCGUCGUUGGAUGUGCCAUACAGGACAUUGUUGAUAUCCUCCCAACUACUGACUUUCAGUCAUCGAUCAUCGAUACAGCUUUGGCGGCACCUAAAUCUGGAACAUCUCAUUUUCUCCUUGACGGAAAUGGCCCAUGCGACACACGAGCGCUCAAGAAGAGCUGUCUUGAGCUGAUCCAGGCCACCGAUACAUUACGUACAGGUUAUGUAUUCGAUCAAGGCAAUUUGCUUCAAGUUAUUCAAGCUUAUUUUGAGCCGGAAAUCAAGAUCUACGAGACUGAUUCAACUAUCGAGGCUGUCACAGAGGAUAUAGUCAGCAGGGACAUGUACCAACCCAUUGGCUUGGGUCGACCGUUCACUCAAAUCGCAAUUAUUCGAGAGACUGCAACAUUGAAACAUCGGGUCCUCCUCCGUCUUACUCAUGCAGAAUAUGAUGCUCAUUCCAUGGGUUCCAUUUGGCAAAAUCUUCGAUCACUGUAUGAGGGUGGGUCAACUCGGCCGCAAGCUAAGUUCUCCGACUUCUUGUACAAUCAGAGGCAAAGCAUAAAUGCCGAUACCUAUGACUACUGGCGAGACCUGCUAAAAGGAUCAUCCAUGCCUGCAAUCAACUUAUCGGCGAAGAAGAUUGGCCAAUAUCCAUCGAAGGUCAAUCAAGAUCUGUUUCGCACUAUCGAGACCCCCGAUUUGAUGGUUGAAGGCAGAACUAGCGCAAUGCUCGUAAAAUCAGCAUGGUCUCUCGUUCUAAGUCAAUUUUUGAGAGUUAAUGACGUCGUGUUUGCGGACACUGUCUCAACACGAACCACGGUUGAUUCAUCUCUGAUGGACGCAAUGGGCUGUUGCGUCACUCUCAUCCCAUUCCGAGUCACGCUAGAACAGCAAUGGACAAUCAAGGAUUUGCUAGACAACGUGCGUGAUCAACAGUCACAAAGUAUGCAGCAUUCUCAACUGGGAUUUCGUGAAAUUCUGCGUGAGUGUACAGACUGGCCUGCCUCGACCCGCUUCACAUCUGCCCUCAACCACAUAUCCAGCGGACCGGAAUCCUCUAUUUUCUCAAUGCGUGGUGUUGAGUAUAGCAUCUCAGAAAUGGAGAUCAAAGAUCCUCUGUGGGAAAUUGACGUUGGAAUUACUACAAUCCAGCGCGGUAGUGAGCUCGAAAUACGAUUAUCUUACCUGCCUGCCAAUAUAUCAGAAAGUGUCGCGACUAGCCUCUUAGACGCGCUUCACAACACUUUGCAGUUCAUCCACAACAAUCCUCUUUCACCUGUCAAACAGGUAUUGUCGUUCCAUACCGACAUGAAAAUACAAAACGGGUCAUCAAAUUAA